Messenger RNA from Micropterus salmoides (largemouth bass), 1441 nucleotides. RefSeq names its product ankyrin repeat and SOCS box protein 9-like. The record is from RefSeq and is a predicted model, not a curated record. Gene Ontology annotation, molecular function: protein binding. Gene Ontology annotation, biological process: intracellular signal transduction; positive regulation of protein catabolic process; protein ubiquitination. The coding region runs from base 178 to 1152 and encodes 324 amino acids. Lineage: Eukaryota; Metazoa; Chordata; Actinopteri; Centrarchiformes; Centrarchidae. The transcript has 7 exons.
AGGAAAUGACAUCACAGCAGCGAGACCUGCCACAAAUGCGUUGAAAACAGAUGAGGGCCAAACGCAUUUCAGAUGUCUCUUGACUCAAGUUGGACACAAUUCAGCCUCUAUUGCAAAAACCUUUGAGGCAAAAACAAUCGGCCCAUAAAACAACAUUUUGGAACGCCACUGUGAAGGAUGUCUGCUGGACACAAAGAGACUCCGAGAGACACUACAUGUCAAAGUGGAGCUGUUGUUUUUUUCUCAAACCCUUUGAUGAGUGAUGUUGAAUCGGACUGGUCUCCAAUUCAUGAUGCUGCCUUUAAUGGACGUGUCCUCGCUCUGCAGAGACUCAUUGCUCAGGGUACAUGUGUAAACCUGAGCACUCUGGACCAGGUUUCCCCCCUCCACGCAGCAUGUAUGCAAGGCAAUGUGGCUUGCGCCGAGCUUCUGAUAAAAAAUGGGGCAAAUGUAAACAGUUCAACAGUGGAUGGACAAACUCCCCUGUCAGAAGCUUGUGCUUUGGGCCAUGUGACCUGCGUAUCGCUGCUGCUUCAACAUGGAGCGACUCCCCUGGGGACCAGCUACACCAGCUUUCCAAUUCACAGGGCUGCCGCUAAAGGUCACUCAGAGUGCAUUGAGCCUCUUGUUCAGUAUGGUGCAGAUGUGGAUCAGUAUGUCGACCAGUUGGGCACCCCUCUCCACGUUGCCUGCUCCAAUCAGCAUCUGAGUACUGUGAGGAAACUGCUUCAACUUGGUGCUAGUGUGAACAGCAGUGUGUCUGGUGGUGACAGCGUGUGUGGUGACUCGCUGCUGCACAUCGCUGCCCGUCUGUCCAACCCCGAGUUGGUGUCUGUCCUGCUUGACCAUGGGGCUGAUCACACCCUCAGGAACUCAGAGGGCAAACGGCCACUGGACCUCACGACUCCCAACAGCCUGGUGGAGAGGCUGUUGAGACAAGCAGGAGGAGUGUCUCCUCUAAUGCAACUAUGCCGGCUGCACAUCAGGAAAACUGUGGGCAAGCAGAGACUGGGCAGGAUACACGGCCUUCACCUCCCCACAGAAGUGAAACAGUACCUUCUCUACCAGUCAGACCCAGCAGAUUACUUGGCCUUUCAAUGUCAGAUUUCUGAGCAUUUCACGUACAGAUCAGUAGGGGGUGCACUUGCAUAAUAUUGCAGUGAGAAGACUCCACCAUGGAGAACUAUAAUUCUCCUUUGUUACAGACCUCUGUAAACAAUCAAUCUUGACUUUUACAGAGAAGAGUUUUUCACAUUAAAUGUUAACAAUAAGAUAUACAUAUUUAAAAUGGGAAGAAGGGCUCAUUUGAUCUAAUAAUUGUUGCAAAAUGUAUGUUAAAUAAAGUUGAACACACUGAAACAAUCUUUCUUAUAUUACGCUCUACAUUCAGCUUAUAUUGUACUUUUUUUAUAUGUAAAAACUAAAUAAUAAAUAAAAAUAA